Molecule: messenger RNA, 2273 nt
Organism: Triticum aestivum (bread wheat)
Lineage: Eukaryota; Viridiplantae; Streptophyta; Magnoliopsida; Poales; Poaceae
Product: cysteine-rich receptor-like protein kinase 28
Exons: 8
Coding region: 393-1895 (500 amino acids)
Biological process (GO): protein phosphorylation
Molecular function (GO): protein kinase activity; ATP binding
Source: RefSeq, a predicted model, not a curated record
CCCAACGCGGACCACGCGCACUUGUCCACUUGCAACCCUAGCCUGCGGCCGGACAUGAGUAGUACUAUAUCUUUCCCGUCAACCAGCGAGCCGCGUCGUCAAUCUCGCUCUCCAGCCAGAUCCAUUCCAUCCAGGACUUCAACAGUUCUUCAGUCGAUCCAGGACUUUAGCAGUUCUUCGAUUGAUCAUCAGGUGCGACGACAAGGGAGUUUACACUCGAGUUGUUGAGACAAAUUACAGAUAAUUUUUCUGAGAAGCACGAAAUUGGUCGUGGUGGGUUCGGAAUAGUCUACAAGGGAGUACUGGAUGAUGGGGAAGAGAUUGCUAUCAAAAAGCUUCACUGCGUGCCGGGGCUUGAUGACACACAAUUUAGGAAUGAGUUUAAUAACCUUAUGACAGCCCAACAUCCAAAUAUUACCCGGUUGAUCGGCUACUGUUAUUAUCUAGGACAUCAACGCAUUAAGUACAAUGAUGAAUAUGUUUUUGCCCAUGUGGUAGAAAAAUGUCUGUGCUUUGAAUACUUGAAGAGUGGAAGCCUUGACAAGCAUAUUUCUGAUGAAUCAUGCGGACUAGAUUGGCACACACGCUUCAAAAUUAUUAAGGGAGUUAGUGAGGGCUUAAAUUACCUUCAUAAUGGAUGCAAAGAUUCUAUUUACCAUCUUGACUUGAAACCUGGAAAUAUAUUGCUGGACAAGAACAUGGUCCCAAAAAUUGGAGAUUUUGGUCUGUCAAGACUUUUCCAAUCAGAAAAAACCCAUAUCACAAGCAAAUUUGUGGGAACAGUUGGAUACAUGCCACCAGAAUACAUCAAUAGAGGCGCAAUCACAACGAAGUUUGACAUAUUCAGUUUGGGUGUUAUAAUCGUUCGGAUAGUGGCAGGUCAUGAGGGCUAUUCCAGAUGUGAACAAAUGUCCCCUCAAGAAUUUAUUGAGCAUGUACAUGAAAACUGGAGAAAACGGCUGCAGGAAACAAUGUCAUCGUACACAUCAGAGCAAGUUAAAACAUGCAUUGAAAUAGCUUUAAGGUGUGUGGAGUUUGACCGAGAGAAAAGGCCUACCAUAGCGGAUAUUGUGGAUGAAUUGAAUAAGAUUGAGGAUGCUGGAAGUUCAGCUAUAGGCAAGAUCUCAGAAGAAACUGAGCACUCCCCGGAAAAACAACUUGCGAUUGAAGAACAAAAAAUAGAGUGUACAAAAGAGCAUACCAGCAGAUACGCGAGAACAAAUCGCAUUUCCACUCUCGUGAAGUAUCAUGCAGCAGAGUCAAUUGGUUUCGUAAUUGGUGCCAUGGUCUCCCUCUCUCUGACCCCCAAGCUGGUCGAGCUCCCCAGCGACAAGUACAACUUGCAUGUAAACUGCAAGAAAGAGGUAGAGUACCUCUACAAAGAGUUGGUGCGCAUGCAAGCUGGCCGGCACGACCUGGCCGAGGUGUCGCGAGACCAGCUGGAUGAGGUCGUGAAGCUCUGGGCCGAGGAAGUAAAGGACCUCUUAUAUCAAGAGGAGAACACCGUUGACCUGGAUGAGGUGCCGCGGGACCAGCUGAAUGAUGUUGUUAAGCUCUGGGCCGAGGAAGUAAAGGACCUCUCAUAUCAAGAGGAGAAUACCAUUGACCUUGAUGAGGUGCAGCGGGACCAGCUGAAUGGUGUUGGUAAGCUCUGGGCGAAGGAAGUAAAGGACCUCUCAUAUCAAGAGGAGAAUACCGUUGACCUGAACGAGGUGCCACGGGACCAGCUGCAUGGUGUUGUUAAGCUCUGGGCCGAGGAAGUAAAGGGCCUAUCAUAUCAGGAGGAGAAUACCGUUGACCUGGCCGAGGUGCCGCAGGGCCAGCUGGAUCAGGGGGAGAAUACCGUUGAUUCCUUUAUGGUGUGCUCACCUCGCAAGUCUCUGUCACGCCUGUGAUGGUGGGUAGCACCUCCACAACUCUUUUUUUAGACAAAGCAUCUCAACAACUACUACAGCCUCUACAUGACUCAAGGCUGGCCCAUCGUGAGCAGCCCGUGGGCCAGCGCAGCUACGGAGGAGUCCCCACGUUCGGACAAAAAUGUUAAAAUCGAAGAUAUAUUAAAAAACACUGUUUGAUGAAUAGUAUGGUCUCAAUUGUGUUUUCUUCACUAAGAAUACCACGGGUGUCAAUACUUCAUGAAACUUCACACGUGAAUAGAAUGUUCGAGCAGGUUUGAUAACCCGAUUUUUUUGAAUUUGUAAGAAAAUUCUUGUAUUUUUUGGAAUUUACUAUUAUUGUGAGUGCACAUGGAACCAUGUUCACCUUUGUAUUUU